Molecule: messenger RNA, 2316 nt
Organism: Gavia stellata (red-throated loon)
Lineage: Eukaryota; Metazoa; Chordata; Aves; Gaviiformes; Gaviidae
Exons: 3
Coding region: 1-2316 (771 amino acids)
Biological process (GO): proteolysis; DNA integration
Molecular function (GO): nucleic acid binding; aspartic-type endopeptidase activity; RNA-DNA hybrid ribonuclease activity
Source: RefSeq, a predicted model, not a curated record
AUGAACAAACAGCAAAUGCAAGCUCUAGUGGACACCGGUGCGGAGGUCACGAUUAUACAUGGCAACCCAGGCAAACAUAAAGGGGAAACAAGCCCUGUAUGGGGUUUGGGAGACCAACCACUUAUCAGACACUUAACGCAUGUAACAUUGCAGAUUGGGAACUGGCCCCCCAGGUCCUUUAGACUCAUGAUAGCUCAGAUUGGAGAAUAUAUUAUCGGUACGGACAUACUCCGGGGCCAAAUCCUGGAAUUGCCUGAUGGCCUAUGGGCUUUUGGUUCAGCACGGCAACUACGCAUUUGGGCUAUCCAAGUAGGAAAGGUCCCUGACAAGGCAAAUAUACCUGUGGCCCAUACAGUGGUACACCUAAAGCAAUACCGAAUACCAGGAGGGAAGGCUGAAAUUGAGCAGACAAUACAAGAUCUGCUACAAGUAGGCAUGGUGCAAUACACGCACUCCCCAUUUAAUAGCCCUAUCUGGCCAGUAAAAAAGCUGGAUGGGAGCUGGAGGAUGACUGUAGAUUAUAGAGAGGUGAAUAAAGUAUCCCCACCAAUAACCGCUGCUGUUCCUGAAGUAGCCGAAUUGGUACAUCAGAUCCAGGUGCAUCCAGGCACCUGGUAUGCAGUGAUUGAUGUAGCCAAUGCUUUUUUCACUGUCCCUAUUCCUAUAGCCACUCAGGAGCAGUUUGCCUUUACCUGGGGCGGGACCCAGUAUACUUUCACCAGAUUACACCAGGGGUACAUACACAGCCCAACAUUUUGUCACCAAGCUAUUCACAAAACCCUACAACAGGUCAGCCGGGAACCUAAAACCCGAGUAGUACAAUAUAUCAAUGACAUUUUGAUUCAAGGACCAUCCCAAGAGCAAGUGCAACAACAACUUGACUAUGUUCUAGACAGAUUGAGACAGGAUGGGUGGGUGGUGAACCCUAAGAAAGUCCAAGGACCCUCGGACACUGUUAAAUAUUUAGCUAUUAUAUUAAAGCCUUUGUAUGUUGUGACCCGGAAGAAGGCCCAUUUCCAGUGGGAACAAGCACAGCAGGAGGCCUUUGAGCAAGCAAAACACAUAGUACAAGAAUAUUUGGAACUACACACUGUCCAAGAUGGGCCUGUUAAGCUACAUGUCUCGCUAGAGCGAGAUGUGGCUCUCUGGAGCUUAUGGCAGCUACAGGAUGGUAGUAGACGGCCUUUGGGGUUUUGGUCCCGCCAGCUUACUGGGGCCGAAUUGCGGUAUACUGUAUUUGAAAAACAACUAGUUGCUGUAUAUUGGGCCCUACUCCACACUGAAGCCAGGACCCUUGGGCACGAAGUCUUAGUUCAGACAGAGACACCAGUGAUAGCCUGGGCAACCACCCCGUCCACAACACGUAAGAUCGGCCAUGCACAGGAAGCCACAAUUAUAAAAAUGGGGUGGUAUCUACAGGAGAGAGCCAAGCCAGGUCCAAAGGAUCUCACAAAAGAACAGAAAGAGUUUGCCUGGUUUACCGACGGCAGCUGCUCUGCAAAAGGACACUGGAGGGCCAUCGCCUACAACCCCGCCACUAGCACAACUCUCAGUAAUGAGGGUGAGACAGGCAGUGCUCUGCUUGCAGAAUUAGUAGCAGCUUGGCAAGCUAUAGACACCACUCCACCCAAUCAUAUCUGCUCUUGGGCUGUAGCCCAGGGACUCGUACAUUGGUUGCCAAAAUGGCAUGCCGACCAGUGGCACACCGGGAGUCAGGAUGUAUGGGGCCAUCCUUACUGGGAGCGCAUUUGGGCUCUCCUCCGGGACAGAGAUGUCCGCGUCUUUCAUGUGGACGCACAUAUGAAAGAACAAUCCGAGACACAUUUGGGGAAUGCACAAGCCUAUGCCCUUGCAAAGGUCCAGGCAGUAAAACUAGAGGAACAGAGUAAUGCUGCAUUGGCAUGGUGGGCUCACGAAAAGGCCGGCCAUGGGGGGAGGGACGCCACCAUAGCAUGGGCCAAGGCCCGGGGUACACAACUUCCAGUGAAAGACGUACAGACAUGUAUUGCCCAAUGUGAAACCUGCCAACUACUAAAAAAGCAUCCCUAUUUAGAUCAGCCAGUGGGGCGCAUACGGUGGGGUACAACUGGGGGUGAAGUAUGGCAGAUUGACUAUGUUGGACCUUUAUGGGAACAUAGACGACAACGCUAUAUUUGUGUGGCUAUGGACACAUAUUCGGGACUCAUAGUAGCGGUUCCUAGCCUCUAUAGUAAUGCAUACACCGCAAUUAAAUGCCUAGAGAUAAUAGAGCUCUAUUAUGGUACCCCUGUAGAGACCAAUCUGACAAUGGGACGCAUUUCAAAAACAUCAAAGUAG